Messenger RNA from Pollicipes pollicipes, 497 nucleotides. RefSeq names its product collagen alpha chain CG42342. Lineage: Eukaryota; Metazoa; Arthropoda; Thecostraca; Pollicipedomorpha; Pollicipedidae. The transcript has 8 exons. The record is from RefSeq and is a predicted model, not a curated record. The annotation marks the transcript as partial.
CAGGACCACCGGGCAACAGAGGUCGGAGAGGUCGGCAUGGACGUCCAGGGCCACGCGGACCGAUGGGACCCAUGGGACCCCAGGGACCCAAAGGACAGAACGGAUUCCCAGGACGAAAGGGAUCUCCAGGGUAUCCAGGCUUCCCGGGUCCGAUUGGGCUGGACGGUCCAAAAGGAGAACCGGGCGAACCCGGCAAGAGUGGCGCCGUGGGACCUCCUGGCAGCCCAGGCUAUGACGUCUUCUCCACAGCGAAGGGGAUCAAGCGAUCUGUGACCAGCUUACGCGGGGGCACACUGGGCUACGCUGAGAUUGUGGCCAUCAAGGGCCUCUCCCAGCUUGGCUUUAACCUUGACCCCGACAAUAUUCUCAUGCUCAAAGGCGAGAAGGGUGAGCCGGGCCCGAUGGGCUCGGCGGGACCCACGGGUCCCACGGGCCUGCCCGGCAUCAGCGGCAUCCAGGGUGGGCCGGGCAAGCCCGGCCUGCCGAGCGAGCCGGGC